Punica granatum (pomegranate) is the source of this 2454-nucleotide messenger RNA. The record is from RefSeq and is a predicted model, not a curated record. NCBI's taxonomy places the organism in Eukaryota, Viridiplantae, Streptophyta, Magnoliopsida, Myrtales, Lythraceae.
GGUACACCCAUCUCCCAUUCAUGCCAUAUAUUUCUUAAAAGAUCGAGUAGAAGCAGAACCAAGAGAUAGAAGAGGCAAUUAAUAAAUUUGGGAAGACAUGAAAUCUUAGUUGCAAGAAAUUAGCACAAUAAGAAGAUUAUAAAUGGGUUCGGGCCGGUCAUUAUAAGACAAAAGCUAAAUUAUAAGUUAUAUAGCCCAGUUAGCUAGCUUCCUCCAAUAUCUGCCUAUAAAUUAACUCCUCCUCCUCUCUUCUCAAACCCCCUCCCAACUCUCUCUCUCUCUCUCUCUCUCUCCCCUCUCUCAUCUUUGAUUCAUCGGAGAAACUAAAGAUAAUGUGUCAGCUCACCACAUCAUCUUCACCAUCGCCCUCACCUCCUCUCUUCUGCAAAUGCGAUGCCAAGGCAAUCACCUACCCGUACCUUGUCUCCAUUAGGGACCAAGAAAAAGCAGAAACUGAUAACGAGCCUUCGGUGAUGGCUGAUUCGAUCCAAACCCCAUUAUUGAUCCCUAAUGACACCAUGACAAGCUCGGCAACAAGUUUAAAGCAACCCCACCCCCGCAACCGGAGUCACCUCUCACUGGCAGUCGAGGAGGCCCUCUCCAUUGCCAGGAUUGCCCUCCCCAUGAUCCUCACUGGCCUCUUGCUCUACUCCCGGUCUAUGAUCUCGAUGCUCUUCCUCGGCCGGCUCGGGGAGCUUGCCCUUGCUGGCGGGUCCCUUGCCCUGGGCUUUGCCAACAUCACUGGCUACUCUGUCCUCUCGGGUCUGGCCAUGGGGAUGGAGCCGAUUUGUGGCCAGGCUUUCGGUGCCAAGAAGCUAACUCUCCUCGGCCUCUCCCUCCAGAGGACCAUCCUCUUGCUCAUCCUCACCUCAUUGCCCAUCUCCUUCCUUUGGCUCAACAUGAAACAAAUCCUCCUCUUCUGUGGCCAGGAAGAGGCCAUCGCCUCCGAGGCCCAGUCCUACCUCCUCUACUCGCUUCCCGACCUCCUGGCCCAGUCCCUCCUUCACCCACUACGUAUCUAUCUGCGCACGCAAUCCAUCACUCUCCCACUCACAUUCUGCGCCACGUUGUCGAUAAUCGUGCACGUGCCCAUCAGUUAUUUCCUAGUCAACCACCUCGGCCUGGGCAUCAAAGGCGUGGCGCUCAGCGGCGUUUGGACCAACUUCAACUUGGUGGCUUCCCUAAUAGCCUAUAUCGCCAUCUCAGGGACCCACAAGGAGACGUGGGGAGGUUUCUCCCUCGAUUGCCUUCGUGAAUGGCGAUCACUACUGAAUCUGGCAAUCCCGAGCUGCGUCUCAGUGUGCCUUGAAUGGUGGUGGUACGAGAUCAUGAUCAUGCUCUGCGGACUAUUGCUGAACCCCCGAGCCACCGUGGCCUCGAUGGGGAUCCUCAUCCAGACAACCUCACUGAUCUACAUAUUCCCGUCCUCACUGAGCUUCAGUGUGUCAACUCGUGUAGGGAACGAGCUGGGCGCAAACCGACCUGCCAAGGCGAGGCUAGCAGCCAUCAUGGGCCUGGGUGGGAGCUUCAUCCUGGGCCUGUCGGCCCUGUCCUUUGCCGUCGCAGUGAGGAAUGUCUGGGCAACAAUGUUCACGGAGGACAAGGAGAUUGCGGUGCUGACCUCGCUCGUGCUGCCCAUAAUUGGGCUGUGCGAGCUGGGGAACUGCCCGCAGACAACGGGGUGUGGAGUGCUCAGGGGCACGGCGCGGCCCGAGGUGGGGGCGAACAUAAACCUGGGUUGCUUCUACCUGGUGGGGAUGCCCGUGGCGGUGGGGCUGGCUUUCUUCCUAGGGUUUGAUUUCGAGGGGCUGUGGUUGGGGUUGCUGGUAGCGCAGGGGUCGUGCGUGGUGGUGAUGCUAUUGGUUUUGGCCCGGACUGACUGGGAUCACCAGACAAGGAGAGCACAGGAGCUGACAGGAGGAGGAGGAGGAGAUAUUGAUGAUGAUAAGAAUUACAGCGAGGAAGCUGAGAAGAAACCCUUAACAGUGGAAUAUUGUUUUGUUUAAGGGACAAAGAGAGCUGAAACCGAGGAGGAUUCCUUGAAUUUAUUGGCUGACGUGGACGUGGACGUGGCAGGACAUUUGAGUACUCCGAUCCUUCUUUGUCCUUUUCAUUUUUGAUUAAUCAUCAUUAACUAAAAAUUUAAUGAAUCCCCACUCCUGAAUUAGUCCUUUCUGUUGUAACCUUUUGUUUUAUUUUUGUCCCUUUGGAGGAUUCUUGUCCUUGGCUGUACAGUAUGUAUAGUUAGAGGGGACGGAGGAGAGAACUAGGGGGGAAAGAAAGACUGAAAGUCAUUGAGCAAUUCUUUUUCUGUUUUUUUUCUUUUUCCUUUUCUCUUUUGUCCUUUUAAUCUAAUUAUGGUAAAUGGGCAUUCUAAUUUUGGCAAACAUAUGUUUGCUAACUUUGUGACAUUCAAUUUUGGUGUCAUCAAUAUACGAUAUCUUAAUAUUACCU